This is a messenger RNA of Puma concolor (puma), 2049 nucleotides long. The record is from RefSeq and is a predicted model, not a curated record. Lineage: Eukaryota; Metazoa; Chordata; Mammalia; Carnivora; Felidae.
AUGGUGAGCCCGAGCCCCGCGCCGAGGGCACCGGCGCCCACUAGCAACCGCGGCGCUGCCUGGCAGCCCGGCGCGCUCGUUCAGCCCCGGGACAAGCGGCUUGCUCCGCGGAGCCGGCGGCCUGCCUCUGCAGCCCCGAGCUCUUUGCAGGCGGUUUUGAGAGGGGACGCCGCCCCCCGGCCGCCCGGCCGCCGGGCUGCGGCCCCCUCCUUUCCGCCCCCUCGGGCCGCCGCCGCCGCGGCUGCUGCAAAAGGGCGCUCGCACGCACCGCCGAGCUCCGGGGAAAGCGCCCGGCGCGCGGCAGCGGCGCUCAGCCGCACGGCGCCGCCUCCCAAGGUGUUUUCGCGGCGCCCGCCCCCGGGGACGAUCUUUGGCCCGCGUUGGUCCAAGUACCUGCCCCAGCCCCGGGCCGGCCGUCGGGUCACUCGAAAGCCCCUCCCGGGCCCCUCGGGCUUCCCGGAGCUCGCACCCGCAGCCCAACCCCCGCCCGCUCGCCCUUCCCGGCUGGAGGUCACCGAGACAGGCGGCUGGAAGCCCGGCUCCGCUUGCUUCUCGGAGGCUCGACGGCUCCUCCUCGCCCAGGACAGCUUCCGCGGACCCAGCCGCUUCACAUCCACCGUCCCCCGAUACUAUUCUUUUGGCGGGGGGAGGUGUGGCGAACGCCCAGGCUGGUCUAGUCCAUUCAGCAAGCAUUCACGCUGCCUUUUUGAUCUCCACGUGGGCAGGCCAGUGAUGGCGGCGCUGGUGGAGUCGGUGGCUGCAGAGUCCGGCGGUCGAAGCGGCCCUGGCAGAGGUCGAGCACCUCGGGGACGCUUGGCCAAUCAGAUCCCCCCUGAGAUCCUGAACAACCCCCACCUGCAGGCAGCCAUUCAAGUCUUGCCUUCCAACUAUAACUUUGAGAUUCCCAAGACCAUCUGGAGGAUUCAACAGGCUCAGGCCAAGAAGGUGGCCUUGCAAAUGCCUGAAGGCCUUCUCCUUUUUGCCUGCACCAUUGUGGAUAUCUUGGAAAGGUUCACAGAGGCCGAAGCGAUGGUGAUGGGUGAUGUGACGUAUGGGGCCUGCUGUGUGGAUGACUUUACUGCAAGGGCCCUGGGAGCUGACUUCCUGGUGCACUAUGGCCACAGCUGCCUGGUUCCCAUGGACACCUCGGUCCAAGACUUCCGGGUGCUGUACGUCUUUGUGGACAUCCGGAUAGAUACUACCCACCUCCUGGAUUCUAUCCGCCUCACCUUCCCCCCAGCCAGUUCCCUUGCCUUGGUCAGCACCAUUCAGUUUGUGUCAACCUUGCAGGCAGCUGCCCAGGAGCUGAAAGCUGAGUAUCGUGUGAGUGUCCCACAGUGCAAGCCCCUAUCUCCUGGGGAGAUUCUGGGCUGUACGUCCUCCUACCUGCCCAAAGAGGUGGAGGCUGUUGUAUAUCUUGGAGAUGGCCGCUUCCAUCUGGAGUCUGUCAUGAUUGCUAACCCUAGUGUCCCCGCUUACCGAUAUGACCCAUACAGCAAAGUCUUAUCCAGAGAGCACUAUGACCACCAGCGCAUGCAGGCCAACCGCCAAGAAGCCAUAACCACAGCCCGCUCAGCUAAAUCCUGGGGCCUUAUCCUGGGCACUUUGGGCCGCCAGGGCAGCCCCAAGAUUCUGGAGCACCUGGAAUCUCGGCUCCAAGCCUUGGGACUUCCGUUCAUGAGGCUGCUGCUCUCUGAGAUCUUCCCCAGCAAGCUUAGCCUGUUUCCUGAGGUGGAUGUGUGGGUGCAGGUGGCAUGUCCACGCCUUUCCAUUGACUGGGGCACAGCCUUCCCCAAGCCACUGCUGACACCCUAUGAGGCAGUGGUGGCCCUGAGGGACAUUUCCUGGCAGCAACCCUACCCCAUGGACUUCUACGCCGGCAGUUCCUUGGGGCCGUGGACAGUGAACCACGGACGGAACCGCCCCCCCCAGGCCCUGGGCCGGCCGUCGCUGACGAAGAUGCAGGAGGAGCCCACGCGCCCUACUCCAGCAGCGGCCUGCGACGAUUGCAGCUGCCGAGAAGAAAAGGGAGCGCCCCUCAUUCCGUAG